AUGGACUUCGAAAACCCCAAGCACCUGAUAGCCGCCGGGCGGAAAGUGCGCGCCGAAUACAUGAAGGCUGUCCACAAUAUCUCUAUCUCCGACCAUCAAAAGCUCAUCUGUCGGGAUGAUCCUGUCAAGGGGCCUCUCUGGGUGAGCAAGUUUACUCUCCCUAGCUCAAGCUCGGCAGGUGAUACCUCUUGUGAAUCUCUCCUCCAACUGGUCGAUGAGGCCAAUGUGCAUCAGGUGCGAUACGAUCAUCCGGCCUCGGCUCCACUCGACUUUGAAUGGGUCGGCUAUCGUGCCAAUGUGAAGAAGGAUACGCCGGAGCCUUCGAUCGGGGAGAAGGAGAAAUUCGAUCGGUUGUCGGCUGAGACGAAGAGCCCUUUGACCAUUUUCUAUAUCUAUGGCGGAACUUUUGUUGUGAAUACCCCAUCAUGCUAUCGCAAGACGGCGGUAACCCUUGCCCAAGCAACAGGGGCGAAGGCCCUGCUUGUGCGGCAGCGAUUGGCACCGCAGAAUCCUUUCCCGGCUGCUCUACUAGAUGUCUUCCAGGCAUAUCUAGCCCUGCUGCACCCGCCCGCUGGAAGUCCUCAUGAGCCUAUCCCCGCAUCGUCUAUCGUGAUAGCCGGCGACAGUUCAGGUGCUUGUCUAGCCCUGGGCCUGCUUCAGAUCUUGCUUCAAUUGCAGCGCCGGGAAGCAACCGUCACCUUCCACGGAGCGAAGAUUUCACUGUCAUCCUCAUCACCAAAAGUGCCAGCAGGUAUGGCACUUGUCGGCCCAGCGUCCGAUCUCACUAAUUCCCUCCCGUCCUGCGAGCGCAACGCUUAUUGUGAUACCCUCCCUCUUCCCAACGAUAAGCUCCCAUACUUGAAGAAAAGCUACCCUACCUGUCCAGCCUGGCCCACUCGGCCAGCCCGCGCAAACUUGUACUGUGAAGCGGGGAUGCUAGCCCAUCCACUCGCAAGCCCGGCUGCUUCAGAUGACUGGACGGGCACGUGUCCUGUCUGGAUGGCUUUGGGCCAGGAGCAAAUUGCCGAUUCGGUGCGUUUGGUGGCACAGGAGAUCCAUCGCGCGGGUGGCUCGGUUACCCUGAGCGAAUAUGAAUGCUUGUUCCACUCCUUUUACUUUGUGCUUCGGACUGCGCCGCAGACGAAGCAUCUCUUCGGGGAGUGGGCGAAGGCGAUUGGGGGAUUUGCUCGAGGGGAACGACCGCUGUCGAGUGCGCGGUUCAUUCGGGCUCGGGGACUCAAGGAGGAACCCCUGGAUGUGGAGAAUCUUGUGGAUUUUUCAGUGCCACAGGCGCGAGAGUGGAUGUGGGAAAAGACUCAUACUUACAAAGUGCCUGCUUUUCAUCAGGAGGGAAGAGGGCCUAGUCUGUAG
This is a messenger RNA of Penicillium alfredii, 1371 nucleotides long. RefSeq names its product benzoate 4-monooxygenase cytochrome P450. NCBI's taxonomy places the organism in Eukaryota, Fungi, Ascomycota, Eurotiomycetes, Eurotiales, Aspergillaceae. The transcript has 2 exons. Gene Ontology annotation, molecular function: hydrolase activity. The record is from RefSeq and is a predicted model, not a curated record. The coding region runs from base 1 to 1371 and encodes 456 amino acids.